Messenger RNA from Drosophila innubila, 826 nucleotides. Its product is annotated as trypsin alpha-like. Gene Ontology annotation, molecular function: serine-type endopeptidase activity. Gene Ontology annotation, biological process: proteolysis. The record is from RefSeq and is a predicted model, not a curated record. Lineage: Eukaryota; Metazoa; Arthropoda; Insecta; Diptera; Drosophilidae. The coding region runs from base 81 to 776 and encodes 231 amino acids. The transcript has a single exon.
UGUUUACCUUAUUGUUUGCACUGCUUUCGGUGGCAUCUUUACUCUCCGCACAUCGAAUCCAUGUUUCGAAUGCCGAAAGAAUGAGUAUCGAUGGCCGGAUAUUUGGAGGAGAAGAUACACCGAUCGAGAGUACACCUUAUCAAGUAUCUCUGCAACAGAGUGGACAUCAUUUUUGUGGUGGCGCCAUCUACAAAAGUAACAUCAUUGUGACAGCUGCCCACUGUGUAUACAAUAAGAACCCUGAGGUUGUCUAUGUACGCGCUGGCACCAACGUCCACAAUAUCGGUGGAUCUGUGGUUAGAGUAUCUGCUAUUUCUGUGCAUGAUAACUAUAAUAAUGAGCUAUUAUCAAAUGAUGUAGCCUUGUUGCUGUUGCGUUCUCCCCUAAAGUUGGGUGGUCAUGUCAAAACCAUUUCACUCGCCUCGUCAAUACCUAAAAAUGGAGCCAAAUCAAUUGUCUCCGGUUGGGGACACACUGAAAGCGAAUACAGUCCGUCUAAUCUGAAAAGUGUCAAUGUGAACAUUGUGUCGCGAAAGAAAUGUGCCAGGGCUUAUGACAAUGUUUCCAUCACAGUGGAUAAUAUCUGUGCCGCCGCCGCUGGCAAGGAUGCCUGCCAGGGUGACUCUGGUGGCCCUCUGGUCUCUGAUGGCAAACUAGUCGGCAUUGUUUCCUGGGGAUAUGAUUGUGCCGAUCCUUUUCAUCCAGGUGUCUAUGCAAGUGUUCCUGAGCUACGCGGUUGGAUUGUGGAGGAAACAUCCAGACUAAGUUCUGUAUAGCAAAAGUGAUAUACGAAAUAAAGACAAAAUAAAUAUUUGAGCAUUGAAAU